Messenger RNA from Lasiosphaeria miniovina, 1147 nucleotides. RefSeq lists its product as uncharacterized. The annotation marks the transcript as partial. The transcript has 2 exons. NCBI's taxonomy places the organism in Eukaryota, Fungi, Ascomycota, Sordariomycetes, Sordariales, Lasiosphaeriaceae. The record is from RefSeq and is a predicted model, not a curated record.
AGCUGGAGGCCAUCAAGAGAUCGUCAAGCUACUCCUAACUCAGGACGCGGACGUCAACUCGCAGGGCGGCAGAUACGGCAACGCUCUACAAUCCGCCUCAGCUAGAGGCUAUCAUCCUAGGGACGAGAAGGAGCGUAUCGAGCACAUCGGUGGCGGCUUGUUAGUAGGCUCAUGUCACUGGGUCCUCGACUACCCAGACUUCCGACAUUGGUGCAGCGAUGAACGGAGCCCGCUGCUCUAGAUCAAUGGUGCUCCCGGCAUGGGAAAGACCAUGCUUUCAUGCGAAAUGAUCAACAAGCUCAAAUCCACUCCUGACCUCGGCCUUCUCUCGUUCUUCUUCUGCUAAGCCACCGACUAGCGCUUGAAUAAUGCCGUGGUUGUCACGCGUGGCUGUCAUGCGUGGCCUAAUCUUCCUUCUUGUGGACCAAUAGCCAUCGUUGAUCGUUCACGUGCGGCAACUGUGACAGAUCCGAGCCUACCUCGCAUGUGUCUAAUCAUCGAAGCUCUCGACGAGUGUGUGGAUUUGACCCUACUCGUCAACCUUGUUGUCCAGACGUCAUCGACUUGCCCCAGUGUCAAAUGGAUCGUUUCCAGUCGUAAUACGUGGAGCAUCAAGGAGCGUCUCGACGCCGACGCCGUGAAGCAGAAAGCUAGGCUGUCCCUUGAAUCAGCCGAGUGGCCCGUCUCGGAAGCUAUCACCGAAUACAUCCAUAUCAAGGUGGAGGUCUUGGCGUGGCGCGACAAGGACGAUAAUGCUACUUGGGGCGUCGUCAAGCGUUGCUUGUCCGAAAACGGACAUGGAAACUUCCUCUGGAUAUCCUUAGUCUUCCAGGAAUUCGAGAAUACCCCGAGAUCGGAGGUUCAAACGAAGUUGGCGAGGUUACCCGAUACGAUCAUGGGACUAUACAGAACAGGGAUGAACCGGCUCCGCGAAUCCAACAAUAACAAGCUCUACAGAAAGAUACUGGCUGUUGUCUCGGUCGCGGAAAAUCCGAUUACUUUGGACGAGCUGGCAGUCGUCGUCGAUACCCUCGACGGCUUAUCUGGCCAUUACGAUGCUCUUGCAGAGAUUACAGGGCUUUGCAGCCCUUUCCUAAGACUUUACGAAUACACUGUAUCAAUCGCCCAUCUGUCCGCCAAGGAUUUU